AAGACAUGCAGAUCAGGACGCAGCUGAAGCGUUCCGGGAUUCUCAGGAUGGCUGUGGCCGGCGACUCGGACGGGGUGGACGCCAAAAGGGAGACGUUCCUCCUGCGGGCGCUGAGGAUCGCGGCGGUGGUGGCGCUGUACUGGUUCGUGUCCAUCACCAUGGUGUUCCUCAACAGCUACCUGCUGGCCAGCCGGGAGCUUAACGCGCCACUCUUCGUCACCUUCUACCAGUGUGUGGUCACCGUGGCGCUCUGCUGGCUCAUGCAGCUCCUGGCCCGGGCGUGGCCGGGAAUCAUCGACUUCCCGGCCGUCAGCCUCGACCUGAAGACCUGCCGGGAGGUGCUGCCGCUGUCGGUCGUCUUCAUCGGAAUGAUCACCUUCAACAAUCUGUGCUUGAAGGAUCUCGGGGUGGCCUUCUACACGGUGGGCCGGUCCCUCACCACGGUCUUCAACGUGCUUUUCUCUUACGUCAUCCUCAAACAGACCACGUCCGUCCGGGCCUUAAUGUGCUGCGGCCUCAUCGUCGGUGGGUUCUGGCUUGGAGUCGACCAGGAAGGCACGUCCGGGUCCCUUUCUUGGUUCGGUGUCAUUUUUGGGGUUUUCGCUAGUGCCUGCGUGUCUCUCAAUGCCAUCUACACCAAGAAAGUCUUGCCGGCGGUUGACGGAAACAUCUGGAAACUGUCUUUCUACAACAAUGUCAAUGCCAGCAUGCUCUUCAUACCGCUCAUUAUUGUGUUUGGCGAGGUGGGCCAUGUUGCCAGAUUCAGCCACCUCUUGACAUCAGCUUUGGGGAUAAUGACUGUUGGGGGAGUGUUUGGAUUUGCCAUCGGCUAUGUUACAGGGCUUCAGAUUAAAUACACCAGCCCACUCUCGCACAAUGUCUCGGGAACAGCAAAGGCGUGCACACAGACUGUUAUCGCAGUGAUUUACAAUGCCUCGAGUAAAAGCCUGCUUUGGUGGACCAGUAACAUCAUGGUUCUCACUGGCUCAUCAGCCUAUACUUGGGUCAGAGGUCUAGAAAUGAAGAAGACUCCCCCCACCUCGCUUGAGGACACUGCCAAGGAAAAUCUCCUGCCAGAGGAGAAAAGCACCAUGGGGGUUGAAGUGUAGCAACAUUGGGACUGAGAAUUUAAGGGCCCUGUCACACCUUGAUGAUUAGCCAGCAUAUGCUGACAGCCCUAUUUCCACCAGGUGGUCCGGGUCGGUACUGCAUGGCAUGCUGCAGGUUGGAAGAGUUAAGGGCCCUGUCCCACUGGCGUUUAGGAGGAUUUGCGUAUGGAUUGCGCACAAAAUUGGCCCAUAUUCGCCAAACAUCCGCAGUAUCCGUGUAACAUGCCUGUAUGAGUCGGCCGUCAUCCCAACACGCCCGUGAUCAUCCGCAGAGGCACACACGUCCGAAGCCAGGAUUUUUGAACUUUUCAAAAAUCUGAAUGCGGAUGACAUCCGCCUUACCUAUUCCAUAUAUACUCAAUUCAUACACAAUACAUACUCACUCUAUGCGCUGUAUAUCUGCCAACCGCUGAUAUCCGCAACUGAC
This is a messenger RNA of Thalassophryne amazonica, 1536 nucleotides long. It is a transcript of the gene slc35c1, whose product is annotated as solute carrier family 35 member C1. The record is from RefSeq and is a predicted model, not a curated record. Gene Ontology annotation, biological process: protein O-linked glycosylation via fucose; GDP-fucose import into Golgi lumen. NCBI's taxonomy places the organism in Eukaryota, Metazoa, Chordata, Actinopteri, Batrachoidiformes, Batrachoididae. Gene Ontology annotation, cellular component: Golgi apparatus. Gene Ontology annotation, molecular function: antiporter activity.